GGAUCUAGGCAGCAGCUAGCAGAGGUUACCCUGAGUGUUUUAACAGGGAAUAUUUACAGCCUAAUAGUUCGGAAGGGAUGAUCGCGCUAAUUUUCUUUUCUGCCCUGCUGUGGGACAAGGCUCAAGCGUGGGGAUUCAAGGACGGAGUGCUGCAUAACUCUAUCUGGUUAGAGCGAGCGGCCGGAGUCUAUCACAGGGAGUCGCGCUCCGGGAAGUACCAGCUCACCUACGCAGAAGCGAAAGCCGUCUGUGAAUACGAGGGAGGACACCUGGCCACGUACCAGCAGCUGGAGGCAGCACGGAAAAUAGGUUUCCAUGUGUGUGCUGCAGGCUGGAUGGCAAAGGGAAGGGUCGGUUAUCCCAUAGUAAAAGCUGGAGCCAACUGUGGCUUUGGGAAGACGGGCAUUGUCGAUUAUGGGAUUCGCCUCAACAGAAGCGAGAGGUGGGACGCCUACUGCUACAACCCUCACGGAAAAGAAUGUGGUGGAGUCUUCACAGAUUCAAAACAUGUUUUUAAGUCGCCAGGAUACCCAAACGAGUAUGAAAACGAGCAAAUUUGCUACUGGCAUAUUAGAGUCAAGUACGGACAGCGUAUUCACCUACAGUUUUUAGAGUUUGACGUUGAAGAUGACAUCGCUUGUAUGGCUGAUUUCUUGGAAAUCUAUGACAGCUACGAUGAUAUCAACGGCUUUGUGGGCAGGUUUUGUGGAGAUGAGUUGCCAGACGACAUCAUUAGCACAGGCAAUGUUAUGACCUUGAAGUUUUUGUCAGAUGCCUCAGUGACGGCUGGUGGGUUUCAAAUUCGAUAUAUGACCAUGGACGUACCUUCAAAGUCAAGUGACGGAAAGAACACGACAUCCCAAGGAAAAACAAACUUCUUAUCUGGGAAAUUUGGGAUUAUGUGAGAAGAGUAACGAGAUACACUCAUUAAGAAACUGGUUUUAGAACCCAGUUCAGAUACCUUCAGAUAAGACAUUUUCUCCAUACCUUUCUUUUUAUUUUCUGCUUUUAUGUAAGUUUUGUUAAUAAAGUAUACUAUGAAAUAAAUUAUAAAAUAUACUUACAUGAAUAAUAGAAGACUAUUUUUACAUUACAAGUACUGUAAAAAUCUGAAAAAUUCAUUGUUACCAAAGAUUUAAAAAAUAUUUUUCUAUAUAAACUGCUCCUUCUCUUCAUUUCUUGCACCAUUUGAACAAAAUUUUUGUGUGACCGUUUCAGUUAUUUUUAAAUUUGAUAUGCUGUUCUAUGCUUAUUUUCCUUUAGAGUAAGCUUAUUUUUAAGGUACAUAAAUUAAUCUUGUGGAUGGCCCAGUGGCCACCCAUGUAAUUGUCUGAAGUCAGAAGAUUGGGAAGCAGCACGAAAAGCACAGAAUCAAUUCCAUGAUCAUCGUAAUUUUUGUUGUGAGAUGAAUCACAAACCGCUCAAUGAAUUUUGUCAGGGUUUCCUCAGACGCAGAAGAGACGUUCGAGUUCCUUUUACUUCUCUGGUUUCGUUAGCAACGAAUCAAAUGAAGGACUUGGUAACGAUAAUAAAACUGGUGAGAUGAAGCAUCAGAAGCAGUUGGUGACCGAGUACCAGCAAAACCGCUCGGAAGACCCUGUCGAGAUGCUGCAUGUUGUUUACACGGGUUUUAAGAAGACUGUACUUUCAAGUUGAUGAACAGGAAUCAUGCUCUGUAUGUUUUUAACUUCAGUUUAAAUUCCUCAGUCUGAAGC
This is a messenger RNA of Calidris pugnax (ruff), 1715 nucleotides long. RefSeq names its product TNF alpha induced protein 6 (gene TNFAIP6). The transcript is spliced from 6 exons. Bases 78 to 905 code for a protein of 275 amino acids. Gene Ontology annotation, molecular function: hyaluronic acid binding. NCBI's taxonomy places the organism in Eukaryota, Metazoa, Chordata, Aves, Charadriiformes, Scolopacidae. The record is from RefSeq and is a predicted model, not a curated record. Gene Ontology annotation, biological process: negative regulation of inflammatory response; cell adhesion.